Molecule: messenger RNA, 1327 nt
Organism: Paramuricea clavata
Lineage: Eukaryota; Metazoa; Cnidaria; Anthozoa; Malacalcyonacea; Plexauridae
Source: the annotation of a GenBank genome assembly
AUGUGGUUAUCGCAAAAAAAUAUAGAAAAUAGAACUUCACAAGGUAGUAUAGUGUAGUAGUUAGUCGCAGUGAGUAUACUUAUAGUCUAGAAACUACAUAUCCAAAUGUAUGUUUGCAUUCGACUUGGGUUUACACAUAAGCAAACAUAUAAUUAAACCAAUUAAAGUCUAAACCGAACCCAAACUAACUACUAGCAACUUAACUAAUUUUCUUAAAAUAUCCCGUUUGAACUUUUUGCGACUAUAAAAAAUAUUGUUGUGUUGAUAUUUUGUUGACGUUAGAUAAAAUAAGUAAUAUUAAUCUCUAAGUUAAUUAGUUAACAAUAGACAGUGGAUAGAUAUGAUUGACAGUUCUGCAUGUUUUCACGAGUCGAAAAUAACAUGAGGACAAGGGGUGUGCUUAUUAGUGAAAGAUACGAAGCAAAUGUAGGAUAAAAUGUGUUAACCCGCCAAGAAGUAAGUUCAUAUUUGUGUAUUAGAGUAUGUAGUGUAGAAUUAGAAGUAAUUUGUAAUUGUAAUUCAAUUUAUAGAUCGAAUAAAAACAGUGUAAACAAUAUACAAUUUGAUGGGCAAUGUAUUCAUUUGAUCAGACCACAAAUUCGAUUUCCAAUGCUAACCUGGCAUUCGUAAGAAAUAUAUAAACGAAGAUAAACUUGUGUCCUAACCAGAAGCUAACCAUGCGAAACUAAGAUGUAGAACUGCUAAAGCCGUGCGAACCCAUAUAAAUAAAACACUAAGAAUUAAACUACAAAACAAUAGACCCCCAGGCGAAAUAACUGAAGUUUUGCAAAAGGUGAAACAGGCGUAUUAUUUAGUCGUUAAACAUGAAGAAUUUGCCCAGAACAUUGAAAAUGAUGAGGAAUUCGAAACAGAGGAAAAAUGGCUAGAAGAAAGUCAGGAUGCGUAUCUUCUACUAGAAUGUACAACAAAUGAUUAUAUUAUGAAUAAAAACAAGCAACAUACAUUGGGCGGAAGUGUUGAACGACCGGACACAAGUAGUGGAAAUAGCAGAAGUGAAGCCCAAAUGAACACUGAACAGUCGGAAACAUUCAGAGAAGCUUCAGCAACUGAACAAUCGAGUAAUAAUGUCCAAGAAAAUGUUCAACAAAGCACCACAACAUCCUGUGGAUUCAAAAUGGAAAGACCCAAGAUGCCGCAAUUUUCUGGAGACGUCCGAGAUUACGUCAUAUUUCGGGCUGAUUUUAAAUAUGCUGUAGAUUCGAAGUGCGGUAAAAGAGAUGCAAUGUCCUUGCUACGUACAAGCCUUAGCGGAAGACCCCUGGAGCUGAUAAAAGGAAUUGAUAGUGACUACAAUGCUGCAUGGUAG